UCUCCCCUCCUCCCCUUACACACGGAAGCUCCUUGGCCCCCGUGCCAGGAUGUCCGACACCUGGGUCCCCGGCCUCGUACCCACUUUGCUGCUCGGCCUCCUGGCCGGCCCCCACCAGGCUGCUGCCAGAUGUGGACUCUUCUUCACCUGCCCCAAAGGAUUCAAAUGCUGUGGGGAUAGCUGUUGCCAAGAAUAUGAGCUCUUCUCCGGCCCCCUGAGGGUCUUCGUCAUCACCGUCCUCAUCAUUCUACCCCUUUUGUGCAUCUGCGGCCUGGCUAAGCGGUUCUGUCGCAGCUGCGGAGAACAGGAGCAGGACCCCCCAGUGGAUCACCAGGGGCUCCCGGAGCCGCCCUCCAUUGUCCCCCCAGAGAGGGUCAGGACGCCCACCUUUGAGCCCCCGCCCCCCUACAGCGAGAUUAUUCUGAAGCCCGUCCUGCCCCCCAUGGAGCCGCCCCCUCCCUACAGCUUCAGUCCUGAAGAAUAUACCCAGGUGCGCAGGGGCGUCGACAACCCAGCCUUCUGAGCCCCGGCCACCUGCCAGGAACUGCAGCAUCGCCCCCUCCCCACCAACACCUCCUGGGCUAAGCCGGAGACUCCUGGGACCCCUGUGAUGCCCCCAUCCAUCCUGCCAUGUCUCUGGCUCUUCUUGGUUUUAACUUAUUGCUUUUCCUGUCCUGGUUCACCUCAGCUGCCUCUCUCCUCCCAAGAGCUGGUCCCGAGUGUCAGCGUCCCCCCGCCCCCCUCCAUCCCAUGUUAGAGGCUGCUAGGAGAAAAAUGUCAACCCUUGAGGCACCUAACGGUGGAAUGGGCUACUCUGAGGAGUGGAGAGAACCCUGUUUCUGGAGGGUAUACACAUCUUGCCUGGACAGCCAGCUCUGAGAGAUUCUAGAGGGCACUGCUGUGCCACGGGAGACUGAUUGGACUGCGUGGGCUCUAAGGUCUACCUGAAUAGGGAGGACCCCGUUGAACCCUCCCCUCCUCAUGUGUACUCACUAAAUUUUAG
This is a messenger RNA of Ailuropoda melanoleuca (giant panda), 1003 nucleotides long. It is a transcript of the gene TMEM92, whose product is annotated as transmembrane protein 92. The coding region runs from base 50 to 523 and encodes 157 amino acids. Lineage: Eukaryota; Metazoa; Chordata; Mammalia; Carnivora; Ursidae. The transcript is spliced from 5 exons. Gene Ontology annotation, cellular component: nucleoplasm. The record is from RefSeq and is a predicted model, not a curated record.